GAGUUUUCCUCCUUUCUUCCUUCCUGCUUCCUGAAAGUGUAUUGGGAUUCCUCUACUUUUCUCAUGGCGGAGUCCUCUGCUCUUUGUUUUUCCACCUUCCCUUCUUUUUCGAUCUUCUCUGGCUCCAGAGAAACACCCGCGCCCGUGAACUUGUCUUUCUCUUCUCUCGCCAAAUUCUCCUUGGUUCAUCGGCAAUCUUCUCGUCUAGUCCGAGUCGGUGCCAAAGAUCUCAAUGCCGGCGAUUUCCUGGGUGACGAUUCCUUCGGUUUAUACCCCUGGGACUCUCCAAAUCGCGAUGGAAAUGGCGCUAUUGAAUGGGUGCCUGAGGACAGAAUUACACUUUUUACCGCUGAUGGAUUGAUUCAAAUAGGGGGUUCCAUGGUUCCUCGCCGUAUCUCUUCUUCAGAUAAGAAACAAGGGAGAUCAAAGGCUUCUCAAAGAUUUCAGCGAUUUCAAGAGAGUGAUUACAUGGAUCCAAAUCAAGGGCUAUGUCUUGGUGCACUCUUUGAUAUUGCGGCAACAAAUGGACUUGAUAUGGGCAGAAGACUCUGUAUCUUUGGAUUUUGCCGUUCAAUUGAGAUGCUAAGUGAUGUUGUUGAAGACACUGUUUUGGAGCAUGGUGGAGAGGUUGUAGCGGCAGAGAAGGCAAGCAAGGGAGGCCUGCAUGAAAAGCUAACCAUGACAGUUGCUGUGCCACUUCUAUGGGGAGUUCCUCCUGCAUCAGAGACACUGCACCUUGCUGUCCGGAGUGGUGGAGGGAUCGUUGAGAAGAUAUAUUGGCAGUGGGACUUCUUGUAAAAUAAUCCAUGUCUUCCCCAACCUCCUUCCAUCAAUGUGUAUUCUGUACAUAAUUUGUUGACUUGUUAUUGUAUAAUAACGGAAAUUGUUUAUGGUAUUCCGUAUUGGUGCUUAACCAAACUGGCACUGGAAUGGUGCCGUGUAGUAGUAGUAGUUACUAUAUAUAUAGACUUAUCGUUCACGUCCA
Molecule: messenger RNA, 985 nt
Organism: Nelumbo nucifera (sacred lotus)
Lineage: Eukaryota; Viridiplantae; Streptophyta; Magnoliopsida; Proteales; Nelumbonaceae
Product: D-tagatose-1,6-bisphosphate aldolase subunit
Source: RefSeq, a predicted model, not a curated record